This is a messenger RNA of Brassica oleracea var. oleracea, 507 nucleotides long. RefSeq lists its product as uncharacterized. The record is from RefSeq and is a predicted model, not a curated record. The transcript is spliced from 2 exons. Lineage: Eukaryota; Viridiplantae; Streptophyta; Magnoliopsida; Brassicales; Brassicaceae. Gene Ontology annotation, cellular component: peroxisome. Gene Ontology annotation, molecular function: RNA nuclease activity. The coding region runs from base 1 to 507 and encodes 168 amino acids. Gene Ontology annotation, biological process: regulation of gene expression.
AUGCCUGUAUCUUACCCGAUCAGCGAGUUCGUCGUGGCUGAUACAGGUGUCUUCUGGGACAUUGCUUAUUGUCCCAUCCCUGGUGGUCUCGGUCCAGAAAAGAUUUAUCAGAAUAUCAAACUAGCCCUUAAGAAUAUGGGUUACUAUGGUAAGUUGUCAAUAUUUGCUUACGGUGAUGAGAAUCAGAACCCAAAAGAUAUUGAAACGGGCGGUAUUAAGUGCGUAUUCACAGGAGAUGAACAGACAAGGGUUAACAAGAUCUUGAAGGACCUUACUUUCUGGGGAAUACGCCAGAACAGGAGACAAACUUUACGUCAACCUGAGAACGUACCACACCCUGCUGAUGAAGCAUCAAGGCCGCUACUUUGUAAUGUAAGUGAAGUGUGGAUUUGGAAAAGCCUAGCAACUGGAGAAAAACCUAUCUACAGAAGCGGAGGCUUACAAGAUGUUGGCGACGCUUCUGCUUGUAGUGGAAGCUCACAAGGUGUUGGCGACGUAAGCGGAUGA